CAAAUAUCCCAUUGCAAAACACGACAAGAAGUUGAAGGCCCGGCAUCUCUGGCAAGAGCAACCGUCCUUAAAAUUUGGACUGCCCGAGCUCGCCACAGCUUACUCUCCGCUGCAACCACCCCAAAGCAUGUCUGCAGCGCCGAGGAGACCGAAGAGUCGUUCCCAGCAGACAACACCAAAUAGCCACCAAAGGGAUCAGAAUCACGCGCACAGGGUUGGCGGGAACGCGGUGCCGUCGUCGUUUUCGAUUUCGUCUGCGCCGCGGCGCAAGAAACACCGCAUCCGUUCGUUGGUUGUAGCGGCCGUUGUAUUGGUUCUGUGUGCGUACCUCCUAUGGCUAGGCAUUUCGCUGGUCUUCGUUCUGAAGCUCUCCUCCGAAUCACGGAACAAAAACAAUCGCGUCCACUCGGGGAUUUCUCCUAUCAGCAAGCAGCGGCAGUUUACCGAUACCAGCCUUCACAAGUUGAAACAAACGCGAGCGGAUGAGAACGUCAAAUCGAAUGCAGGUGGAAAGGGCGACGACAGCAGUCCCCAGGAUGCUCCCUAUAAAAUUGUUCACAGCCUGACCACUCGUUUCAUGCUGGGCCAAAAAGGCCAGCCCGUCCUGGCACGGGCCAGGUACCUCCUCUUCGAGACCUUUUGCCAGCCGACCGUCCGAUACCAAACUGCUCUCAGAGCCAAAGGCUACGAUUUUUCGUGGUUCGUCUUUGUCGAUCCAGGCAUCGAUCCGGCCGUCAUCGAGGACAUGCGGGCUCUUCUAACCCCAUCGACGGACGGCGAGGGAGAUCCGAGGUUUCCGGACGGAAACGCCUAUCUGAUCCUCACGGACAACCCGUCCUGGGCCGCGGACGGAAUAGGGGUGCCCGGGGUCACCUCCUAUGGAGCAGGAUUCCAGGAGGUUGCGCGGGCCGUCCGGGACGGGACCGUGGAACUUCUCACCGGGGAUGCGACGAGGCUGGUGGAGACGCUGGAGCGGGACGUUGAGGGAGGCGGGGGGAACGACCAAACCCCCACCAUGCUCAUUGAGACGAUGUUGGAUGCCGACGAUGGCCUGAACAACCGGGCGAUCGAAUGGAUCCAGGACCUGGCCGUGGGACAUGUACGGAAACAGCAAGGCCUGGAAACCGCAAGAACAACCACACCAUCCCUGGACUCUACCUGGUGGUUGUUGUGUGGGACAGACCACAUCGAAUGGCACAACCGAGACAUUUUCCGGCUGACCGAAACGCAGUACCAGAAACACGGAUUGUCGAGCGGCAUCGUUGGCCUGCGCCACGCACCACACUACUGCGCUUCGGCCGGGUUCACCCGGGUGGGCCUGACGACGAAAGCAGCUGCGGGUGGGAACAACGAAGCAGAACCACCGCUUCUUUCUUUCCCUCAGGUCGCUUAUAGCAACCAUGCACUGGCGACGGAGGAGUUCGAUCUCUGCAACGACGGAGAGGGAGGGGAUCCCAAGAUUUCCCUGGCAAAAUGCUUCCGGAGGGACUUUGAGGGCUUGAACUAUGUCCUCAAGUCAAGGAGCAUCACGUCAGACAGCAUGGACCACAUGGAUCCGAGGAACAAAGACUACCGCGACCUUCCAUGGGAAAGCAAAGAAGAGCACCCCCUGCUGGCGCUGGACGCACCGGAACAGAUGUGGGGGAUCGUCCGGGACGAGUUUUCCAUCGAUCAGAAGAAGGCGCGGGAGACAAGCGUGUACCUAAGAGAGAACCUCGCUUCGAUUCUCAAGGAAAAUAGAGACAGCCGUUGCGCCCCCGGCUUUCCGUGCCGGGAGGUUGCUGACGUGGCCUUUAAGAAGAUGACCGCUCACAUCCACCGCCUUAACAAGUUCGAUCGAGCCGAAGCUGCUAAGCAGAAUGGGAAGUAAAGCCUGAGUGUAUGGCACGCGAUGAAAAGGGAGAAUACGAAUCGGGCGAGGCAAUGACA
Pseudo-nitzschia multistriata is the source of this 1929-nucleotide messenger RNA. Lineage: Eukaryota; Bacillariophyta; Bacillariophyceae; Bacillariales; Bacillariaceae. The record is from the annotation of a GenBank genome assembly.